AUGAACUUUAUUGACAGUUUGACACUAUUAUUUCUGACGCUGUCGGCUGUCAAGAGUGCCCAAUUACCGAGGGAAACGCAAAGAGGUCCACAUGACGUGAUCCCUUUAAUGGAGGUGUACAACAAGAGCUAUUGUAAGCCUCGGGAGAUAGUGGUGGAGAUCCUGCAGGAGUAUCCAGAAGAAGUGGAGCACAUAUUCUUCCCGUCGUGCGUGGUGUUGACGCGCUGCGCCGGCUGCUGCACCGACGAGAGGCUCCAGUGUACGCCUACGUCCAGCCACAACGUGACAUUGGAGAUUAAAAGAAUAGCAACUUUAAGGCAACAGAAUGAUAUCUACAUGAGUUUCACAGAACACAGCGCAUGCGAGUGUAGGUUAAAGAAAGAAGUGAAAGAGCUGCAAGAAAAACAAUCCCGGCGAGGCCCAUCUAAUGGCCAAAAACGAAAGCGAAAGAAAAACCCAGACAUAACAAUUGGCGACGUUAUUUGCAAGCCGUGCUCAGAGAGGAGAAAGCAUUUGUUCUUGCAGGAUCCGCAAACCUGCCGCUGCUCCUGCAAACACACCGACGAGUUCUGUAAAGAUCGCCAACUUGAGCUCAACGAGAGGACCUGCAGAUGUGACAAGCCCAGAAGAUGA
Nerophis lumbriciformis (worm pipefish) is the source of this 633-nucleotide messenger RNA. The record is from RefSeq and is a predicted model, not a curated record. NCBI's taxonomy places the organism in Eukaryota, Metazoa, Chordata, Actinopteri, Syngnathiformes, Syngnathidae.